GAUGAUCACGAUGAUCGUCUUGGAGCACCCAAUCAGUGCUGCGCGGCCCGUGACGUCAUGCAUACCUACCCAAAUGCGGUAAGAAGCUUGAGCAGACACGCGCUUGACGUCGGCGGCGGCUGCAUUCCAGCUGUUUCCUCGUGCCAGCUUUCUCCCAAAUCAUGAUUUUCAGCUGUCUCAGCUUUGUAGCCCCAGACGAGCGGAUGAACCUCGAAACGACUUCAAAGCUAGGAGACACCCCGCAUCGCAGUCGAAACUUCAUCCCAUCGCAUCUUUCCACCCCAGAACAGUAUCGGCAGCAACCAUGUUCAAGGGUAAACCCAGCGAUACUGACGAGAUGGCUUCACAACCCCCCCCUCCACCGCCGCCAACGACAGCACCGCCGCCCCCUCCGCCUGCUGCCUCAGACCCCGGUGUAGAUACCCCAGCGAGCCAAUCUAGCUAUGGGUACUCCAGCCAGUCGACAAUGGGACAAGAACCCGAAAUUGUAGAGGCACAUGAAGAGGAGAGACCAACAGACAGCCAUCACCUGGCAGACAUGGCCUCCAAGGAGAAGCCGAUCGAAGAGAGGGGACACGCCGAGCUUGACCACGAUCAUGUUGAAGUGAAGAACUUGGGAUGGAACAACCCACCGAGCAAGGUUGCGCAACCCAUGGUUGGUGGUUUGAGCAACGAGGAGCUCUGGAUCCUAGUCCGGCGAUUUGACAAGCAAAUCUUCCACGUCAAAUCGAUACCCGAGCCACCGCUUGCAAACCUGGAUAUGAACAUCGCCGACGAGGAGGAGUUCUCGCCUGAUAAACUCCGCGCCCAUGUGGAGCGCUUGUACAUGACCGUCGUUGUUGGCUUAUUCUCUUUCUGGAAGCACAUUGUUCGCCUCCGUUCAUGGCGCGAAUACAAGCGCACCUCACUCUUCCUCGCAGUCUACUCCAUCGCCUGGAUCCUCGAUUUCGUCGUCCCCGUCUUCGCUAGCUUCCUCAUAGUUCUUGUCCUCGUCCCACAAUCACGAGACUUUUGUUUCCCUCCCGCCCCCGCUUCCCUUAUCGACAGCAAAACCGGCGGCGUCAAGAAACCCGCAUCCGGCGUCCUCGCGUCCGAUGACUCGAUCACUGGUGCACCCGAGAAGCAUGCCGGAGAGGCCGUGGAACAAGAGGCGUCGAGCUUCGUGAACAGCAUCUCAUCGCUGAUCAUCAGCACGGCGGCGGGAAAACAUCCUCAAGGCGAUCCCCACGACGACUCUUCUGUCCCCGACCCUACUAACAUUACCCAAGAUGUCGUCAAUGCCAAGGAUAAGACGGACGGCAAGGAGCCUACUUCCCACCACGACAAGACCAAGAAGCCUGUUCACGAGUCCGUCUGGGUCAAGGCUAGGCCUGUGAUGCAUGGCAUUGCCGACUUUGUCGAUACCUGGGAGCGUUUCGGAAACGCUCUGAGUCCAACCCCGCCUUUCCCACAGCAGAGACCUCGUCUCGUUCUUGCCAGCGUUAUCUUACCGCUGCUACUCGUCUCCUUGUUUACAACCUCGUACAUGCUGGUCAAAGGUACCGGUUUUGUGGUUGGAUUCACCAUCUUUGGAGACCCCAUCAUCCAAAGAGGCCUGGUGUUUAUCAACCGUACCUACCCUCAUUGGCAGAAGUAUGUUGAGUUGCGAAACACCAUUCUCAAGGGCAUUCCCACCAAUGCCCAAGUCACCAUCACGCUUCUGCGAAUUGGCGAGCGCAACAAGGCACCGCUCCCUCCUCCGCCAAAGUCCGAUACACCGCCACCUGAUGAACCUCAUGCGACCGCUGGUCAGGAUCUGGAGCACCUCGGUGUCGAUCAAGCAGAGAUAGACGAGGCUAUUCAACCCGACGAAGCAGCACUAGCGCCAGCGGAGUCGGAAACGGCAGAGCACAAGCAGAAGAAGGGCCACCGAAUCAUGAAUUUUAUCAAGAGCACCGCCAAGGGCGGUAUCAACACCACUCUCGCCGCGGACAAGGUAAAGGCCAAGGUCGGCGCUAAACACGCAAAGGACAGGCUGGGCGUCAUCAAGAAGACGCCCGAUCCUGAAAAAGGUCCCGUCCGAUUCCCGGCACGUUGGAAGGGUAAGAGGGGCCAUGCUUACAUCACGACUACGGCUACGACCCCUGCGCUUAGCUGGACGACUGAGUCGGAUGAUCUGAGUCCGACGUGGACUGUCACCAUUGGUGAUAUUGAGCAAAUUCGUAAAAUGGGCGGUCUCGGCUGGAAGUCCAAGAUUUUUGUUGGCUGGGCUACCGAUCGUGAGAUUGCGGACGGCCUCAUCGUGACAGACAGCAUGGGCAAGGAGUAUCAUCUUACCGCCAUUAUUUCGAGAGAUGAACUCUUUAACCGUCUCGUGGCCUUGGGGUCACAGAUGUGGGAAGCAUGGUAACGAGGUUAUGACAUUUAUGACAUGGGGAAAAGGCUGUAACAUUUACACGGCGUUCCAGAGAGAAUGAAGCUUUUGUGAUUGGUACAGCAUACGCAUUACGACAGUUGUACAGUAAACGCACAAAUCAUAGUCUACACGGCCAUUCAUGAUGAGUUCAAUGGCAAUGACGAGUCUGUGGGAUAGGAACCGUUGACUUUUGUUGCUAUUCUCAAAAAAGGAUUAAAUCGGUAUUUCUUACGGUAC
This is a messenger RNA of Colletotrichum godetiae, 2632 nucleotides long. RefSeq lists its product as uncharacterized. The transcript is spliced from 7 exons. The record is from RefSeq and is a predicted model, not a curated record. Lineage: Eukaryota; Fungi; Ascomycota; Sordariomycetes; Glomerellales; Glomerellaceae. The coding region runs from base 305 to 2389 and encodes 694 amino acids.